AUUAUUACUCGCGCCAUGGUCGGCAUCCUUCAAGUGCUUAUGUUUGGCUCAGGAGAUUCUAAACACGAAAACGCGUUUGCUACCUUCAAAUUCCAGAAUUUCUACGACGCGUGCAACCAGUGGAAGACGCGUCCAUGUGCGAAACACGUUAACUCCAUUUGGACGAAGCAAAUCCUUCCUGACCCUCCUUCAACAUCUUGGGACCUCGAGCAACGAUUGUGUAUCAACAGUGACUUGACACCAUUCAUCUUCCUCCCCAACGAAAACGUGACCCCGAACGCGCCUUACUGGCGUGUCCCGUGCUGUCUGACUGUGCAAUUAGAUAUCUAUUCGGCCAUGCUGUCGGGCGGGGAACACUUAAUCUAG
Molecule: messenger RNA, 366 nt
Organism: Mycena indigotica
Lineage: Eukaryota; Fungi; Basidiomycota; Agaricomycetes; Agaricales; Mycenaceae
Exons: 2
Coding region: 16-366 (116 amino acids)
Source: RefSeq, a predicted model, not a curated record